AGAGAGAGAGAGAGAGAGAGAGAGAGAGAGAGAGAGAGAGAGAGACAGAGAGAGUUUCCAGCAUCAGUAUUAUCGAGUCAUUCCUAGGCAAUUUUUUCUCUUAGCCUCAAGAAAAUUUCUUCGUCUUCAAGUCUUGAGAGAGAGAGAGAGAGAGAGAGAGAGAGAGAGAGAGAGAGAGUGUCCAUAGCCCAAAGAAUUUUUCACAUUUUCCCCCUUCAGCCCAAAAAAAGAAAAUCAUCUUGCGUCUUUAGCUCCGUCAAGAAACAUAUACCAUAUAUACCACUGGGAGAAUAUUUUCUUUCCUCUCUCCUCCGUCUGGAUCUUAAAACGUCUUAUUUAUUCUAUAUAUUUGUAAAGAAAAGACAGUUUCUCCGGACCAGCAAUAAAAACAAAUUUUUACUUAGCAGAAAAGGUCUCUCUUGCGUAUUUGGUCUCGGACCUCAGCUAAUCCUUCCGGUACAUCAGACCAGAAGGGCAGUAUAACCCUUAGUUAUUUCAUGGACUACAGAGAAAUAUAAGGGACCUGUUUCUGGCCUAGAAAAUAAGAACUUCCGCGUCUCUUUCUCUUCUCCUCUUCCUCUUCCUUUUCCUCCUCCUAGUCUUCCUUUUUCUUCUUCAUCCCUUCUCUUCCACACGUCAAUCCAAAGGUGUGAUCACACUCCUGCCAAUCUCAAGGGCUCUAUUCUGCGCCUCCUUGCCUCCUCUAACCUCGCAGUCUCGGAGGUCAGACGACCUCUCCUCCUAAGCCAUGGAGGUCAUGGCUUUCCUACGUCUUACAGAAGUCCUACGUCUCCUACUACUAAUGUUCUCACAAGGAUCUCCUGCUUGUAGCAAGUUCAUGAGUGCCAACUCCUAUGCCAACGGUGUUGUACGGGCACCUGCGGAGCCCCCGCUGCCACCUGGGGGAGAUCGGCGCCCCCUGCCCUGGGAACCCAACUCACCUGGGCCGAUGUUUGACCCGUCACCUCCUCAGAAUGUCACGGCUCUAAAGGACGAUAUCGCUUAUCUUCACUGUAUAGUCCACAACAGGGGCAACAAGACGGUGUCGUGGAUCAGAGUGUCGGACCUGCACAUCCUGACGGUAGCGCAGUACACCUACACUGCAGAUGACAGGUUCGAAGUGAUACACUCGCCGGACUCCAACUCACAGUCGUGGGUCCUGAAGAUCAACUCAGUGCAGCCUCGAGACAGUGGCCGCUAUGAGUGUCAGGUCAACACUCACCCCACUGAUCCCAUCACCUUCCCUGUCUACCUCUUUGUUUUUGUUCCCAUGGCUCGCAUCCUGGGGUCCGCUGAACGUUACGUUGAUAGAGGCUCGACUAUCAACCUCACCUGCAUCAUCAACUUCAACCCAGAGUCACCCACAGAGAACUUCUGGUUCCACAACAACAAGGUGAUCAACUACGAUAACCGUGACAGUCGAGUGAGUGUAAUCACUGACAGAGGCUCCGUCACUAAAACGAUUUUGUUGAUCCACGACGCUCACGACGCGGCUACUGGGACUUACUCCUGUGUCCCUUCCCUCUCCACCACCGCCUCCGUCAGGAUACAUAUUCUUAAUGGGGAGACUCCUGCAGCCAUGCAAACCAACGGGGCUUCAGGUACCGUUGGAAUCCUCCGUUGGUGGCAGUUCUUGGACGUCCUCACCACCACAACAGUCCCUGCUACAGCUGCUGCAGCUGCUGCUGCUGCUGUUCUCUCCUACACAUUAACAUUCCACCAUACCUUCGUCCCAAUAUAGAAAAUGGGUCCCUCUUUUUAACCUGUAAAAAAUGAUAUUGGCAGUUUUCUAUGAGGAGGAGUAAGUACGGUCACGAUGAAGCGCAGUGAUAAUGAACUUGUAGGAAUUCACUAUUUUUCUUUAUUGAAAUAAGCGUGAAAAUGGUAGUUUGUUUUGUUAGUUUAAGCGCUGUCCACGCUCUUCUGAUCCAGUAACACACUUGUAUGAUUAUUCGUUGGAUAAUUUCCCUGUAUAUAUGAGAUUAGUUACAAAGAGAGAGCAUAUCUCCCUAACUGAAUUAUUAUUUUAUAAGCCUGGGAGAAUGCCUUGUCUAUUAUGCCAGUGUAGAGUGAAUGAUCUUCGUAUUUUAUUUUAUAGUGUUAAAUUCUUAUAUUUCUUUGUGUACAUAACGGCUCCGGAACAUUUUUAAAAAAGGAAGAAAAAAAAGCACUAGCAGUUAAUUGUACAAACAGAGUUGUGUAUAUAUAGUGACAGUUAUAAAAGAAGAGAAAGUUGCUUGGAAAUUUCAGUAGAGGCGUUGCACAGGGAGUGACAGGUGUCGUGGUCCUCGGUGGUUCAAGAGACAGUGACUCACAAGCUGCAGUGAUCCAGCCACGGCCUCUCCACUAUCAAACUUUUAGAAAAAAAUGUAAGUAAAAUUGUUAGAAUAUAUUUAUUUUAAAGUUUGUGGCUCCGAGCAGGUGCCGGGCUUCUAGUGAAGAUUAUUGAAAGAAGGUAAGAUGUUCCUUCGUGUCGUACCAGCGAAGGAACCGCCUCCUGGUCGUGGAUAUUUUUGAUGUUCGAGCCUCUAAUAUGAACCAUUGAGUAAGCAGAAAAUGUACCUCAGUUUCGCGUGUUAGUGAUGAAACUGUGUUUUUUUGGGGAAAGAUCAGGAAAUUCCUGGUGCAGAGCCUCUAUGGGUACAGAAGAUGCACCUCAGAGCCGUGUAAAAAGUGUAUUCUCGUAGGUGGACUUCCCAAUGCUGAGACUCUAACAACGACAACUUGAUAAGAGGAUUUACCUCACCCUGUACUACUAAAGGGACUUUCCCCUGGUCGUCGAACUUCUUGAUGCCGAGGCUCUGACAACGAUCGCUUGAGAAGAGGAUGUACCUCGACCCAGUACCACUUGAGGGACUAUCCCCUGGCCGUCGACCUUCCUGAUAUUGAGGCUCUGACGAGUACCACAAUGAAAGUAUUGAAACAGGGUUCGAUACGGUGCAAGCUAAUAGUUGCCCUAUAAACCGCCAACAAGAAGAAAGAGGCGUUGCCACUUUGUCUUUAACUGGCCCAACAGGACUACCUACAGCUCAUCUGCCGACUUAUAAAAAUCCACUUACAAUUUAACCGCCUCUGUACAGAGCCACUUUCAGCUCUGUCAACCUACAGGAAAAAUGGCAGAGGUAAGACACUCCUCACACCAUCACUGACGAGUCGUCAAACUUAACUUUCAAUAUAUCAAUAAAACGAACAAUAGGUUUAUUGUAUUGUGAGUGGACAUAACUUUUGACUUAUUAAGGUCAAUUUUAAAGAUUCAUGUUCAACAGAAUCAUUCAGCACUGAAGGUGUUGAGUUUUUGAUGGUGUUCAAAUGUGAAUUAGAUCUUACCUCAGCUGAAAUGUUCAACAAAUUGAAUUAAUACAUUUCAACAAGGGUUUCUUUACUUCUCAAUAUCCAACAUGAACUUUUGAGAACAUACCCAACCGAUCCUCUCCGUUGUCAACUGUUCAAUAACUUUCCGUUGACGUUCGCUAGAUCCCAUUCAACUGAAGAAUUCAAACGCGAGCCUUGAGCUGUCCACUGAGUUUCCAGUAGUGUUCUCCAGCCCGUGUAACUAUCCAACCACGAACUCUCCUGUAUUCUCCAGCCCGUGUAACUAUCCAACCACGAACUCUCCUGUAAGACUUCCGUGUUUUCUCUCAAUUAUCUGCAAAAAAAAGAGUUGAAUAAAGUGAAAACCCGCGCGAGUACUAGCGUGAUCAGUGUGUGUGGCACAAGGCAUUAAAACUGAUGUGGAACGGGAAAUUCUUAACAGGGUCAUUCCUGAAAUUCCCAUACAUGUAUGGUAAGUUAACUGAAGAUGUGUGUACAGUUUUUUCAGUUAACAGUGAUGGUGUAGAGAAAGAGAGAGACAGAAAGAAACUGAAAGAGAGAGAAAGGUCCUACCACAGUAAUUAAUGUAUACCAGCUCGCGUCAGUUUAACAUCUCAUGGCUCCAAAUGUUGUACCGUCGACAACAGUGAAGAACAGACACACGUUGGAGAACAAGCUUUUGAUGUGACGACGUUUCGCUUCUCGUAGAGCUUCACGCCACGACAAAGCUCUGCACAGAACUUUACCGUGGGUUCAUAAAACUCUACGCUGAGAGAAAAGUUGGCCUGAUUCUGGCCUGUUGUACAACAUGUCUGCUUCACUUCCAUUUUUUGCUGUUUCAAUAUUUAUCAGAAUAAAACUCUACCGUGUAACGCACGUCUCUGCCGUGUGACGCACGAAUCUACCGUGUGACGCACGUCUCUGCCGUGUGACGCACGAAUCUACCGUGUGACGCACGGCAUUUUUUUUUUUAGAGUACCUGUUCAUUCCUAGUCGUUGUUUCAGUAACCGUAAGUUAGCUGUGAACUUUGUAUAUGAAGAUAAUAAAGUUUUUUGGUAAUA
Molecule: messenger RNA, 4374 nt
Organism: Cherax quadricarinatus
Lineage: Eukaryota; Metazoa; Arthropoda; Malacostraca; Decapoda; Parastacidae
Product: zwei Ig domain protein zig-8
Biological process (GO): synapse organization
Cellular component (GO): neuron projection membrane
Source: RefSeq, a predicted model, not a curated record